Messenger RNA from Gasterosteus aculeatus aculeatus (three-spined stickleback), 3423 nucleotides. It is a transcript of the gene aifm3, whose product is annotated as AIF family member 3. Gene Ontology annotation, biological process: execution phase of apoptosis. The record is from RefSeq and is a predicted model, not a curated record. Gene Ontology annotation, molecular function: 2 iron, 2 sulfur cluster binding; oxidoreductase activity, acting on NAD(P)H. Gene Ontology annotation, cellular component: cytoplasm; mitochondrion. NCBI's taxonomy places the organism in Eukaryota, Metazoa, Chordata, Actinopteri, Perciformes, Gasterosteidae.
GGCUGACAAACAGGCAACGGUCCUCCGAGCUGACAUUUGCAGGCUCGUCCAGGGGGAAGGAAAGCAACUCCCUCGGCCGGUCCGCUCGGUCCGCCGCUGCAGGAGGGGGGUGGUUUCUGCAGGGGGGGGUGCGGCGCACUUUCACGCUCACUUCGACGCUGUGCUGCAUCAAGAGGCAGAAGAGGAGAGCGCAGGACUGUGAGUUCUCCCGUGGACAGAGACGAUAGGGCGACAUGCUACCGUCCCCCCCCCCAGGGGAGGCUGAGCAGCGGGGAGUCAGGCGGGAUCUCGGUGCACCUGCUCCGCGCACGCUGAAUAUGUGGAGGCGCUGACGUGUGCGAUGGCCGGCCACGACCUUCAGGUUCCCCCAUACACAGCUCUGUGUUAUCGUUACCUCACAACAAAGCAGCCCGGCCCGAGAAUCUGACCAAACCUCCCCCCCUUUCUCCCCCUUUCCCUCCCUCUCCCCGGGUGUCCCUCUAUCCUGGGCCCACCAUGGGAGGAUGCUUCUCCAAACCCAAACCAGUUGAAGUUAAAGUGGAACUCUCUCUCCUGGAAAAAGAAAAAGACGUGGACGGCCUGUCACCCAAUGGCAAAGCCAGCCCCUUUGCAGACUGCAGACCCAACGGGGCCCUGGGACACGGCUCUGACGAUGACUCCACGCCGCCGCCUCUCUACCACAAAGCCCGGGACUACGUGGAGGCCUCAGUCUGUCACGUUAAAGACCUGGAAAAUGGACAGAUGCGAGAGGUUGAUCUGGGAAGUGGACGAGCGCUGUUGAUUAAGGAGCACGGAGAGUUCUCCGCCAUGGCUCACAAGUGUCCACACUACGGAGCCCCUCUGGUCAAAGGAGUGCUAUCAAAAGGACACGUGCGCUGUCCGUGGCACGGUGCGUGUUUCGACAUUGCAACAGGAGACCUGGAGGACUUCCCCGGGCUGGACAGCCUGCCUACCUUCCAGGUCAGGGUUGAAAAGGACAAGGUGAUCAUUCGUGCAAACAAGCAGGCACUUCAGUCGCAGAAAAGGUCGAAGCCCAUGGCCCGAUGCUCAGCAGUCAUAAACUCCAGCUCCGGCUUCAGCCAUGUUCUCAUCAUUGGCUCAGGUCCAGCAGGUCUGGUGUGUGCAGAAACACUGAGGCAAGAGGGCUUCACCGAUCGCAUUGUCAUGUGCACCAAGGACAGGCAUCCUCCAUAUGACAGGCCUAAACUGAGUAAGUCCUUAGAGAGCACCGCUGAGCAGCUGAGAUUGCGCUCAAUGGACUUCCUGCAGGAUCAUGACAUUGAACUGCUCGUUGAUAAAGAGGCUGUGUCGAUAGAUGUGAAAACGCGGUCUGUGACCUUUGAAGAUGGCUCGAGAAUGGAGUACAAGAAACUCUUUAUUGCAACAGGAAGCAAACCCAAACCAAUGGUCUACAACGGAAAGGACGUCAGGAACGUGUUUCACCUCCGGACGCCCGAGGACGCCAACAGCAUCGCGCGGCUGGCCAACAACAAGAACGCUGUGAUCGUGGGAACGUCAUAUGUUGGUAUGGAGGUGGCUGCCGCUCUAACUGACAAGGCCCACUCGGUGUCUAUCAUUGGGAUCGAGUCUGUCCCAUUCAAAAAAGCUCUCGGGGAGAAAGUAGGGAAAGCCGUAAUGAAGCUGUUCGAGGUGAACAGGGUGAAGUUCUACAUGCUGAACGAAGUGUCAGAGAUGAUUGGCCAACAUGGACAGCUGAAAGAGGUGGUGCUGAAGAGCGGAAAAGUCCUGCGCGCCGACGUGUGUGUCAUUGGAGCAGGGAGUAUUCCUGCAACGGGCUUCCUGAAACAGAGCGGCAUCCACAUGGACUCCAGGGGCUUCAUCACUGUAAACAAGAUGAUGCAGACAAAUGCUGAUGGGGUUUUUGCAGGAGGAGACGUGGUGGUGUUUCCUUUCCCGCCACGACACAACAAGAAGGUGAACAUCCCUCACUGGCAAAUGGCUCACGUGCACGGCAGGGUGGCGGCCCUCGGCAUGAUGGGAAGACCCGCUGACCUCAAGACUGUGCCUUACUUCUGGUCAGCCAUGUUUGGCAAGACGAUACGCUACGCAGGUUAUGGUGAUGGAUUUGAUGAUGUCAUUAUACAAGGAGAUCUGGAUGAACUGAGAUUCGUGGCGUUUUACACGAGGGGUGAAGAGGUGGUUGCCGUUGCCAGCAUGAACUAUGACCCUAUCGUAUCCCGAGUGGCGGAGGUCUUGGGAUCAGGAAAGACGAUUAGGAAACGAGAUGUGGAGAUUUUAGCACGUCUUGGCAAGACUGGAGACAUUUCUUGGUUGAUUGACAAAGGCCCUCAAUGACUCCGCGUCUGAAGGACAAGCCCAUAGUCCACCGGACAACUCAAUAUGGACACUUAUGGUGCUGAGAAACUGAGCAGCUAUCCCGGUCUGGACACACACACACACACACACACACACACACACACUGAGGACAGGACUGCGUCUCUUGGAGACAAACCCUCCUGAGGACUAGACUGAAACUUGCUUUUGUUCCCGAGAGACACUGGGUAUUUCAUGACAGAUUUCACAAACAAAGUAAUACUGGAUUCAGUCUUUGUUCCACUGCAAGAUGUAUCUACCUGUACACUUUGUUUAUAAGAAGCCAGGGAUGGGAAUUGGCAUGUUUUUGUACAAAUAACCAUGUAUAUACAUAUAAUCCUGAAUGCACUGUUACAAGAUAAGAACAUACAAUUUGAAAUGAAGUUUUAAGUAGCAGGUUUGGUUGUAUGCUCACAUUCGGGCCUUAGAUGCUGUAACUUACUUUGAUGGAUGAAUUGACCAAAAGUCCCCAAACACAGAGUAUUCAAUCUAGAUCCAAUGGCAAAUCAAAUCUAAAAACAUACUGCAGAAGAUUCCUGGAUGCAGAUUUAACAGACUCCCUAACACACACAUGCUGCUUUAACUUGUGGUAAGUGACAAUUCCUAGAAUUACCACAUCUUUUAUUUGCUGUCUUGCGACUGUAGUAGAUUGCAAAAAUUAAAUUAAAAUUCUACUUUGAUCACAUACUAGUGCAUACACAAUAGAUUCAUGUUUCUUCUAGAGAAUAUUACUCCUUUAGGCAAAUCCAAUAGAAGUUUAGGGUUUUUUUGAUAGCUGUCUCCUCCAUUGGGAUAUUCUCUGUUGAUAACUCAGGGAACUGAGGUUUUUCAACUGGACUUACUGGCAAAAUAAGAAAAACAUAAUUUGUUGCUUUCAUUCGUUUCCCCAGUUAUUGUAAUUUAAGGGUUCUUAUGUUCAUUCAGAAUUGCUUGUAAUGGGUUCAAACCGGAUGCUUGUUUAAAUACUGCAGCAAUGUAAACCCUGACAGACAAGUCAACUCAGCAUUUUAAAAAGCAUAAUUCUUCCUGCAGAGAAGCCCGGAAGGGCAUUUUUAUAACUAAACUUUGAAAUAAAAGUCUUCCAACAAA